CCUAGUAACACUGCGCUAGAUCCACAUGCUCUUAGUAACACCCUGGACCAGAGCUAGAUCCACAUGUAACAACCUGGCCCAGAGCUACAUCCAUAUGCUCCUAGUAACACCCGGGACCAGAGCUACAUCCAUAUGCUCCUGACAAGAUGACCAAAUAGGGCAAGACAUCCCACUGAGCCUUGGGGAUGCUGCUGAAAGAACAGACAUCCCACUCCGCCGUGGGAGUGGUGCCCGAAAAGGAAGUGCGCCAGGAAGUGCUUCGUAAAGGUUUUCUAUUACCACAGAGUCCGUUAGGAUGAGGCUAAAACCUAGUAGAUGUUUAUAAGACGAGAGCCUGUCUGUCUCCAAGGAACUAACUCUCCAGUCACGAUGAAGAAACAGAACGUACGCACCCUUGCUCUCAUCAUGAGCAUCUUUACCUACCUGCUGGUCGGGGCAGCCGUCUUCGACACCCUGGAAUCUAAACAGGAGAGAAGCCAAAAGAGAAAGCUGGACGAGAGGAAGUGGGAUUUAAUACAAAAAUACAACUUGACCAAAGUGAACUUUGACGAGCUCGAAGUCGUGAUGUUGCAACUGAAACCGCACAAAGCCGGGGUGCAGUGGAAAUUCGCCGGAUCUUUUUACUUCGCUAUCACUGUGAUAACUACAAUAGGGUACGGCCAUGCUGCACCCAGCACGGACUCAGGGAAGGUGUUCUGUAUGUUCUACGCCCUCCUGGGGAUCCCCCUGACCCUCGUCAUGUUCCAGAGCAUGGGAGAACGCAUCAACACACUGGUCCGCUUCCUUCUCCACCGGGCCAAGCAGUGUCUGGGCCUGCACCACACCGAGGUGUCCAUGGCCAACAUGGUGACCAUCGGCUUCUUCUCCUGCAUGUCAACGCUGUGUGUCGGGGCGGCAGCCUUCUCCCACUACGAGGGCUGGAGCUUCUUCCACGCCUACUAUUACUGCUUCAUCACCCUGACCACCAUCGGCUUCGGGGACUACGUGGCGCUGCAGAAGGACCACGCUUUGCAGAACGACCCGCGCUACGUGGCCUUCUGCUUCGUGUACAUCUUGACAGGACUUACCGUGAUCGGAGCCUUCCUCAACCUGGUGGUGUUGAGGUUCUUGAUGAUGAACACAGAGGACGAGCGGCGAGACGCCGUGCAGAAAGCCCUCCUCUCCACGAGGGGUAAGAAGAACGCCGACGGCGGUCUGUCUGUCGUUUCUGUCUCGGCUUCCACUUCCUCCUCCACUCCACUAGCCGCUACUACCAGCGGCACCAAGCGAGACUUGAAGGAUGUGUACAGCGAGGUGCUGGGCUUCCAGACAGUGUGUUCGUGUCUGUGGUACCGCAGCAGGGAGAAUCUGCAGGGCCAGGGAUCUAUUCCAAUGAUGAUGGGCUUCUCUGACCACUACGUAGAGAACAGCACCAUGCUCCCCCCUCGCUGGGACAUGGUGUCCUCUCACUACUGCGAGCCGGGUGAUACAGGGUGUGUAUGCAGCCCUCACCAGUGCAUCAGUUCCAUAGCCUCUGGCUUAAACUUCCUCGCCCCUUUCAGGGCCUUCGCCAAGAGACGCAGCUCGGUCUAGACCGGGCCAAUUCAAAUCUGGGACAUCAAAACCAGUUCCGCUGCUGAUUUUGAAUUCUUCCCCUCUAAUCAGGGACUGAUUUAGACCUUGGACACCAGGUGGAUGCAAAUAAUGAUCAGGUAGAACAGAAAACCAGCAGUACUCUGGACCUCCAGGCUGGGAUUUGAAGAUCCCUGGCCGAGACUCAGUGAUCCCUGGUCGAGACUCAGUGAUCCCUGGUCGAGACUCAGUGAUCAGGUCAGAUUUCUUUAGGCACCAAACAGAAACUGGGAUAGACUACCUGAACUGGGAUAGACCACCUGAACUGGGAUAGACCACCUGCACUGGGAUAGACCACCUGCACUGGGAUAGACUACCUGAACUGGGACAGAGUAUCUGAACUGGGAUAGACUACCUGAACUGGGAUAGACUAUCUGAACUGGGAUAGACUACCUGAACUGGGAUAGACUACCUGAACUGGGAUAGACUACCUGAACUGGGAUAGACUACCUGAACUGGGAUAGACUACCUGAACUGGGAUAGACUACCUGAACUGGGAUAGACCACCUGAACUGGGAUAGACUAUCUGAACUGGGAUAGACUAUAUGAACUGGGAUAGACUAUAUGAACUGGGAUAGACUACCUGAACUGGGAUAGACUACCUGAACUGGGAUAGACUAUCUGAACUGGGAUAGACUACCUGAACUGGGAUAGACUAUCUGAACUGGGAUAGACUACCUGAACUGGGAUAGACUAUCUGAACUGGGAUAGACUACCUGAACUGGGAUAGACCACCUGAACUGGGAUAGACUACCUGAACUGGGAUAGACUAUCUGAACUGGGAUAGACUACCUGAACUGGGAUAGACCACCUGAACUGGGAUAGAAGUGUCUGCUCUCACUGUAAAGACUGGAGAAGAAGUGUCUGCUCUCACUGUAAAGACUGGAGAAGAAGUGUCUGCUCUCACUGUAAAGACUGGAGAAGAAGUGUCUGCUCUCACUGUAAAGACUGGAGAAGAAGUGUCUGCUCUGCUUCACUGUAAAGACUGGAGAAGAAGUGUCUGCUCUCACUGUAAAGACUGGAGAAGAAGUGUCUGCUCUCACUGUAAAGACUGGAGAAGAAGUGUCUGCUCUCACUGUAAAGACUGGAGAAGAAGUGUCUGCUCUGCUUCACUGUAAAGACUGGAGAAGAAGUGUCUGCUCUCACUGUAAAGACUGGA
Messenger RNA from Salvelinus fontinalis (brook trout), 2770 nucleotides. It is a transcript of the gene kcnk3b, whose product is annotated as potassium channel, subfamily K, member 3b. Gene Ontology annotation, cellular component: membrane. The transcript is spliced from 2 exons. Gene Ontology annotation, molecular function: open rectifier potassium channel activity; potassium ion leak channel activity. Gene Ontology annotation, biological process: potassium ion transmembrane transport; stabilization of membrane potential. Lineage: Eukaryota; Metazoa; Chordata; Actinopteri; Salmoniformes; Salmonidae. The coding region runs from base 316 to 1572 and encodes 418 amino acids. The record is from RefSeq and is a predicted model, not a curated record.